AUGUGGUUUCCAUAUUUAUGGUUCGUCGUACUCACUUUCCGGUUAUUUUGUGUUUCUGCACAAUCCAUUGAUGAAGAAGAAGCACUUCAUUCGGUCGAAGGAAGUGGAAAUUUUGCUAGCGAUGAUGAAGACAUGGAGGGUUCGUCACUGCCUCCGGACGCGCAUUACGCGACGACGCCGCCGGUCAUGAAUCCGCGAAUCACCCAGAACACCACCACGACGCGUCGAGGACUCGACGCGACCCUCAAGUACACGACUCUUAUCAAAUUACAGCGGGUUAGCCCUUCUGCUUCUUUCUUUCUUCAUUCUUUGACUGUCAUUUAUUUGCAGAUCUGUUUCUAA
This is a messenger RNA of Angiostrongylus costaricensis, 342 nucleotides long. The record is from the annotation of a GenBank genome assembly. NCBI's taxonomy places the organism in Eukaryota, Metazoa, Nematoda, Chromadorea, Rhabditida, Metastrongylidae.